This is a messenger RNA of Pipistrellus nathusii (Nathusius's pipistrelle), 1323 nucleotides long. Lineage: Eukaryota; Metazoa; Chordata; Mammalia; Chiroptera; Vespertilionidae. The record is from the annotation of a GenBank genome assembly.
AUGGCUGAGCCCCGCCAGGAGUUCAACAUGAUGGAGGAUCAUGCUGGGACCUACGGGCUGGGGGACAGGAAGGACCUCCCCUCCCAGGGGGGCUACGCCCUGCUGCAGGACCACGGGGACCACGGCCUGAAAGAGCCUCCCCUGCGGACCCCCACCGGUGACAGAUCUGAACCCGCGGAUGCUAAGAGCACUCUGACCGCCAAAGACGCGACAGCGCCCCUAGCGGAGGAGGGAGCCCCCGGCAAGCCGGCCGCCGCCGCCGCUCAGCCCCACCCGGAGAUCCCAGAAGGAACCACAGCUGAAGAAGCAGGCGUCGGAGACACCCCCAACCUGGAAGACCAAGCGGCUGGACAUGUGACUCAAGCUCGCAUGGUCAGCAAAGGCAGAGACGGGGCCGGAGCCGACGACAAGAAAGUCAAGGGGGCAGAUACUAAACCGGGAACCAAGAUCGCCACGCCCCGGGGAGCGGCCCCUCCAGGCCAGAAAGGCCCGGCCAAUGCCACCAGGAUCCCAGCGAAAACCACGCCGUCCCCAAAGACCCCACCGGGCACGGGCGAACCUGGGAAGUCGGGGGAUCGCAGCGGCUACAGCAGCCCCGGCUCCCCGGGCACCCCCGGCAGCCGCUCCCGCACCCCGUCCCUGCCCACCCCGCCCACCCGGGAGCCCAAGAAGGUGGCCGUGGUCCGCACGCCGCCCAAGUCGCCGUCCUCCGCCAAGAGCCGCCUGCAGACCGCCCCGGUGCCCAUGCCCGACCUCAAGAACGUCCGCUCCAAGAUCGGCUCCACCGAGAACCUGAAGCACCAGCCGGGCGGCGGGAAGGUGCAGAUAAUUAAUAAGAAGCUGGAUCUUAGCAACGUCCAGUCCAAGUGUGGCUCAAAGGAUAAUAUCAAACACGUGCCCGGAGGCGGCAGUGUGCAAAUAGUCUACAAGCCCGUGGACCUGAGCAAGGUGACCUCCAAGUGUGGCUCGUUAGGCAACAUCCAUCACAAGCCAGGAGGCGGCCAGGUGGAGGUCAAAUCCGAGAAGCUGGACUUCAAGGACAGGGUCCAGUCGAAGAUCGGGUCUCUGGACAACAUCACCCACGUCCCGGGGGGCGGGAAUAAAAAGAUCGAAACCCACAAGCUGACCUUCCGUGAGAACGCCAAGGCCAAGACGGACCACGGGGCGGAGAUCGUGUACAAGUCGCCCGCGGUGUCCGGGGACACGUCUCCGCGGCACCUCAGCAACGUGUCCUCCACGGGCAGCAUCGACAUGGCGGACUCGCCCCAGCUCGCCACGCUCGCCGACGAGGUGUCCGCCUCCCUGGCCAAGCAGGGUUUGUGA